Messenger RNA from Zingiber officinale, 1342 nucleotides. Its product is annotated as WUSCHEL-related homeobox 11-like. Bases 248 to 985 code for a protein of 245 amino acids. The transcript is spliced from 3 exons. Gene Ontology annotation, biological process: adventitious root development. Gene Ontology annotation, molecular function: DNA binding; DNA-binding transcription factor activity. Lineage: Eukaryota; Viridiplantae; Streptophyta; Magnoliopsida; Zingiberales; Zingiberaceae. The record is from RefSeq and is a predicted model, not a curated record.
UUUUCUUGACCAUCGACUUGGAUGCUUCUUCCCCCAUUUCAUCUCCUUAAUUUUUGUUAUUGCAUGCUAAUUCAUUCAUCUCAGAUAUCAAACAUCACCUGCAUUUACUUCAGUCAUUAUAUAUAUUGCCCCACAAGGAGCAGGGGAUAUAUAAGUUUUUUAUUUUUAUUUUUUCAUAUUUAUACUGCCUUAUUUAUCCCCAUGUUGUUUGAUUCAAGGAUAUCUUUCCUCUAAUUGAUAGGCAAUCAUGGGAGACCAACCCCCAAAUGACAAGAAGGAGGAGCAAGUGGUCCUCGAGCCGGCCGUCCGCUCCCGGUGGACGCCAAAGCCGGAGCAGAUACUGAUUCUUGAGUCCAUCUUCAACAGCGGCAUGGUCAACCCGCCCAAGGAGGAGACGGCGAGGAUCCGCAGCCUCCUGGAGAAGUUUGGCGCGGUGGGCGACGCUAACGUCUUCUACUGGUUCCAGAACCGCCGGUCGCGGUCACGCCGCCGACAGCGGCAGCUGCAGGCUGGCCUCGCGGCCGCAGUUGCAACUUCACAGGAUCAGCAUGUAAUCUCCUCCUCCUCCUUCUCGGCCUCGACUGCCACGGCUGUGAAUGAUACUUUCGCUUCCUCUUCUGUGGGCUUCUUUCCUUAUGCACCUUCUUCUUCUUCUUCUUCAUCGUCAUCGUCGGGAGGUGAUCUUUUAUCGAUCUCUAGCCACAUGGGAUUCUCUCAGAGAAGAACUCAGGAUAUGAAUCCCUUUGAGCGCUCUUCUGGCGCGGCACCCCAGUUGCAACAUCAACCUUCCGGAACAAUCACAGUCUUCAUCAAUGGAAUCCUCUCGGAGGUGCCAAGGGGGACGUUCGACAUGAGAUCAAUGUUUGGUUAUAAUGCGAUGCUUGUCCAUUCCUCUGGAGAAGUUGUUCCACUCAAUGAGUAUGGAUUCCUAAUGCAGAGCUUGAAAAUGGGUGAAAGCUACUUCUUGGUUUCUUCAUCUACUUGACUAUUGCAAGCUGCAUCAGAAACGUACCAAGUUAGCCAAAAGCAUGUUAUAUAUCAUAACCUUGUAGGUUUCUACUUGGAGUACUGUCUACUUGAUUGUAGAGGCGGUUGAAGAUUAUAUAUAGUACCCAGCUGCAUCAUGUAUAUGAUAAAUUGUUGAAGCUUUUCAUACAUUUUCACUGGUAGCAGAAUUAUAUUCCAGAGUUUGAGUAGCAAUAGCUAUAUAAAGACAUUAGCCUUGUUAAAUGCUGGCAUUAUAUUCCAUAUUCAAAUCAUUUCUGUGUUGUAAUCCUGCACCAAUGUUCUUAAGAUUAAGAGGUUGCUGCUACAAUAUAAUUAAUGAAAUUUUGAUUCAUAA